Messenger RNA from Cynoglossus semilaevis (tongue sole), 5943 nucleotides. It is a transcript of the gene radil, whose product is annotated as Ras association and DIL domains. The transcript has 20 exons. Gene Ontology annotation, cellular component: microtubule. Lineage: Eukaryota; Metazoa; Chordata; Actinopteri; Pleuronectiformes; Cynoglossidae. Gene Ontology annotation, biological process: substrate adhesion-dependent cell spreading; neural crest cell migration; signal transduction. Gene Ontology annotation, molecular function: GTPase binding. The record is from RefSeq and is a predicted model, not a curated record.
UGUACUACAGCAGUACUCUGUGUACUACAGCAGUACUCUGUGUACUACAGUAGGACUGAAACACAACAGGAACUUCAUUGUCUUCACACAGCCUGUGUAAGUGACAACGUGCUGCAGUGUUUUCAGGUGUACUUCCUGGUUUCCCUCCCCAGGUGACAGAGGCGAGACAGUCUUUGUUCUUAUCUUCAUGAAUGUCAUUUUAUUUAUUUGAUCAAUAUUGACUUAUUUAUGAAAGCAUUUUAUUGAUUGAUUGAUUGAGUUAAGGUGAGCGUUUGAUGCGGAGCAGGUGAUGAUGUCACGGUGUUGAAGGACCAGAGCGGUUGUGGGUUCAAACACUCCAGUACUUUAAUGUACACCAGUCCCUCCUUUUUGAUUUGUCUGUUUCGUUUCGACUCUGGUCAGAUCUCCACACACACCCGGUGACCACGGUCACUCUUUAGAUCAUUACCCAGAAUCCUCCUGUCCCUGUGGUUUCUGUAUCUGUGGUGCUUCUGUGCUGUGACAGUGUUUAUGAUGCCAACACCGCUUUUAUCUUUUUUUAUUUUAUUUUUCUUGUAAUAAAAUAAUCUUUUUUCAUGCAGUGUAUGACUGGAAAGGAUUUUUACUCGACACAUUCAAAUUAAGCCACUGAAAAUGGAAAUGACACCAGUAUCUGUUCUGUUGUUUUAUUAGAUAUUUAAAAGACAGACUGGAUAAUGGAAAACCACUGUGAUCCAUCUGUUUCUGUAGAGAAGAACUCAUAAAUUCAGAAUAUAUAUAAACAUGAAAAGUUACACAAAAAUAGUUUAUACUACAUUCCUUUUAAAACGUAUUGUAUGAAACAAAUUUGUUUUUUGUCUUUCUGAUGUUGAUGUAUGAUCUCGUCCUUUGACAGAAUUCCUGAAGUUGGAGACACGUCAUAGUUGUAUAAUGAGAUUUCAAAUGUAUAUUAAAUAUAUUAUAAAUACAGUAUAAUCAAUUCUUUUAUAACAGUCCUUUCUUGUAGUACGUCUAUAUGCCCGCCUGGUGGCGCCAACUUCUUCGUAAUUUGGGCAGCAGAGCAGGUGCGUGGAGGUGAAGCCGCCAGCUCCGAGAGAUCGGCUCUUUCCGUCGACACUCGGCAGUAAACGGCUGUGAAUGUGGGAAUGCGGUUGCCGGCGGAGGCAGUGGACAUUGCUGGACACACGGCGGGGACGUGCACACGGACCCGGGAGCACACGACGACUGGCUGCGCUCCAAGUUAACGGACUAUCCUGGGGGGUAUGUGUGGAGGCGUCGGGCAGCUGCUGCCGGUCCCUGGGUGUUCUCCCCCCGCUGCACCGGGGAUUUUCUGCCUUUGUAAAGGAGGACGAACGAGAGGGAAGCCAGCUCCGGGUCCCCCCCAUCACCAUGGAGCCACGCACUGCAGACAGCGUGAGUAUGAACGCAACAGACAGCCGGGGGAGCACACAGGGGACUGGGCUCGUCAGUCCAGGAAUCGCACUUCCAACUUUUUCCAGGAGACCUUUAAUUUACGACCACACCUUUAUUAGGGAUAAAAAAACAAACAAAACAAAAAAAAAAAAACAACGUUUAAUCACGCGCUGAGCGUCGGUCAGGUGUGGAGGGAACCGACCAGCUUCAUUGAUUACGGACGUGAUUGUGGUGAGCGUGACCUCCUUUGUGGUCACCUGACACCUGCUGACCGUCACUGGACUCGGUUCUGCCCAGACCUCGUCCACCAGCCCCCCUUUUGUUGCCACUGACGACGAGAGUCGUAAACAGACGCUAAAUAAAUACAGGCCGGAGAUUGGAGUCAAAAACGAGUGUGAACGAGUCUGACGUGAAGGGUCACCUUAGCGGUAAUCAGAAUCAGAAUCCCGAUUUGCCUGAUGCACUUCAUGCUGGCUUUGGGGAACUAGGAGGAAUUGUACCCUGAACUUUCUGCAAAACAGACAGGACUCCUGCCUCUUCACCACUGCAGCCUCUUGUUGAUUAUCGUCAUUAUGUUCUACGGUUCCUCUUCUGGGACAAGUAUGUCCCUGCCGUCCAAGAGCCGCCUCAAACGCCAGAGCAGGACCCUCACUCAGGUCCUGUACCGUACUCUGAGUUACAGAGACCGAGUUCAAGCAGAAGCCGGAACAAACACUCGUGGGGAUCGACGCUCUACGACUGAACCCCCUGAGCGGCCGACAGACGACCCCGCUGAACUCUCCACACAGAGCUCGGCACCUGGGGUGCUGAAGAUUUUCGGAGAUGAAAUCUGUGCCGGUGCCAACUACAAAAGCGUACUGGCCACGCCACGCUCCAGUGCCCAGGAGCUGGUCAAAGAGGCACUGGAGCGUUACUCCCUCAACAAGGACGCUGCCCACUCUUAUGUCCUUUGUGAUGUCAUUGGCCGGCUGGAGGGUGGAGGUGGAAUAGAAGGUGGGGGUUGGAGGACGGAGUGCUUGCGUGCACUGGGGGACAAUGAAAAGCCGUUGCUGCUCCAGGAGCUUUGGAAGCCCAGAGAAGGCCACGCCCGCAGGUUUGAGCUGCGUCGAAGAGCAGAGGUGGAGGAGUACAACGCCAAAGAGAAGGACACCAUCACUGCUGGGCUCAAACCCCCCCAAUUCCUGGCGGCUCUAAUGGGUCGAUCUGGACUUGGCAAACACAGAAGCUCCCCCCUGCGCUGCGGUCGAGCCGUACAGUCCAGCUCUAAAGACAUUAACGCUCAGGCUCGUAAGCUCCAGAGGAACCGGGCCAAAGGGACGCUGACUCUGCCCCGGUCCAGCAACUCAUCGUUCUGCCGCAGCCUCAGUGAAACCAGCCUUAACCAGUUGGGAGCAGCAGAGGAGCCCAAACGAUAUUAUUCAACCCUGCCGGGGCCUUUAAGAGCCCGGGAACGUGAAGUAAGCUCAAGUAGCCGGAGAAAAGAGGAGGGGAGUCAGGGAGGAGGAGAAGGAGGAGGAGGAGGAGGAGGAGUGAGGCACUCUCUUUACCAGUCACCACAUCUGCUGUUGCUGCAGGGAUACAAUCAGCAGGAUUGCCUGGUCUAUCUUCUAAAUAGAGAGCAACAUACAGUCGGACAGGAGACCCCGUCAGCCCGCCCCAACAUUUGCCUCUUUUCACCUGACAUCUUGACCCUCCACUGCCGCUUGCGUCGCGUUCCUGCCCCCCGUCGCCACGUCAACAACAGCAAGAUAGAAGAACCGGAGAACCAGCGCGUCUGUGUCGUUGUGGAGCCCGUCCUCCACGCUGCAGUUCUGGUGAACUUCUCCCGGUGUGAGCGCUCCACCACGCUGCGUCACGGUGACCUCCUUUCAUUUGGAGCACAUUACAUCUUCCUGUUCAAGGAUCCCACAGGCUCCAAGCCUCUGCCAGCUCAGACCCUGGCACGCCUUCGCUCCCUGGGGCAGAUUUAUGACACAGGGGUGGAGGAAGGAGAGGGCGGGGCUCAGACCUGUAAAAUGUGCGGCUCUGUCCUGAAGGACAGGCCAGCGCAGGUGUUGAGCGUAGGUCCAGCGGCUAGACGCAGCUUCAAACCUCAGCUGGUGAAGCCACGCAGCGGAGGGACAACGGCUGGAAGGCCGAUCAGCGUUUCGGGCGGAGAAGGAGGAGGAGGAGGAGGAGGAGGAAGAGCUGGAGGUCAGAAAAGAAGGCUACAGCUGGAGUUCGACCCGUCUCAUGAGGACCAGCUGUUAAACAGAAUCGUGUCUCUCAUCGAGCCUGGAGGAGACGACCAUAAGCUGACGCCAGCGUAUCUGCUGUGUCUGUGCAUACAACACUCGGCCUCAACAUUCCCACCAGGGAGUUUUGGAAAACUGCUGCUAAAGAUUGUCCGUAGAAUCCAGAGCAUUGCAUGGGAGAAGACAAAGGAGCUGGCACAGAAGCAGGCUCAGCACCAGGACCCCACCUCCCUGUGUCUGCUCAGUAUCUCAGACCUGAUCCCAGACCUGCAGAUCAUCUUCUUCUGGAUGUCCAACUCCAUCGAGAUCCUCUACUUCAUACAACAAAGAGCACCAGCGUACACACACGGCCUGGAGACGCUGCAAGGAAGUGAUGAAAGAAUAUUCUGCUGCUAAAUUAAAGUAGGAAGUUCCUCCGUCACCAGUGUGUGUGUGUGUGUGUGUGUGUGUGUGUGUGUGUGUGUGUGUGUGUGUGUGUGUUUCCAGGCUCUGUAUGUGGUGUUACCUGGUCUGUUCGACUGUAAUCCCUUCCCGGUGGACAACUCUGAGCCCUGCUGGAAGGGAGGGGUCGGGUUUCCGGAGCCCGUUCGCAGAGUCCUGCAGGUAUUUCAAAAUGCCCAGGAGCUGAUGCAGGGCUACGAGGUCCACCCUGAGAUCCAGAGCCAGAUGUUUGCUUACCUCUUCUUCUUCUCCAACGUGUCACUGUUUAACCAGCUGAUGGACAAAGGUGGAUCCCGCGGUUGGUUCCAAAGGUCAAAGGUGCUGCAGAUCCAGGCGUGUCUACGUAUGGUGAUGGAGUGGGCCAGCAGGUCGGGUCUGGGUCAUCUGACCGACAAAUUCUUCACCAAACUCAACAGCACGGUGUCCAUAUUGGCCACGCCCUCACAGCAGCUCAAACAGCUGAGUUGGAGAGUCCUGUCCAGUGAACAUCCGUCUCUGAAGCCCGUCCAGCUGCACAGAAUUCUCAGCCAGUACCAGGUGACGGCAGAGAUUGGACCGGUCCCGAUGUGGCAGCCCAGCAGUGAGGACGAGGCCUACGUCUACAGAACAGUGGACCUCCUGGAGAGCUUCGAGAACCACCCCCCCAUCGUGCUGCCCAGCUCUGGCUUCAGAGUGGACCUGGACAGCGAGUGCGUGGAGGACAGCAUCUACAGGCAGCUGCUCUACAUCCGCCACUUCCUGUGGGGCCUGAGGACCAAGAACCAGACGCACAGCAACGCGUCCAGUGUCCACACGCAGUCCAACGGAACCAACACGGCGGACUGGCCCGACAUCCAGAGGGAGCUGCUGCCGUCCACCCACAACAGCCCCCGCUCUGGGGGGACAGGGGAUGAGCUGAAGGCAGAGUCGGGGGAGGAGAGGGGGAGGGACAGACCUCUGGGUCAAAGUCACACACUGAGAAGAAAUGGUACUGUCCACCACCUACGGACCACCAACCCCGACUCAUCCUGCCUCCUGACGCCUCCCAACACCCCCCUCUACCCCGACGGUGGAGGAGCAGGGGGAGGAGGAAGUCUGGGACCGAUCAAAGUCUCCUGCACUCAGACCAACGGCUGCAGCAGCAGAACGGUGACAGAAUCCAAGAAGACCAACGGAGCGACCGCCAACGGAUUAGAGGGGUGUAUUAGUGGGUGUGAGUUUCCUUUCCCUGUAUCCUCCCCCGGAGCCCCCCCCCCUCCUGAUGACUUGUGUGUGGUGUUUGUAGUGGAACUGGACAAAGGACCGUACGGACUGGGGAUGGGACUGAUCGACGGCCUGCACACGCCGCUCAACGCCCCGGGCAUUUACAUCCGCACCCUGAUCCCCGACGGCCCUGCAGCCUCAGACGGCAGACUGAGGAUCGGGGACCGAAUCCUGGCCGUCAACGGCACCAGUCUGAUCGGCGCGGACUACCAGAGCGCGGUGGACCUGAUCCGUUUGGGGGGAGGUCGACUUCGUUUCCUGGUCGCCAAGUCUGACCCUGAGGUUUCAGAGAAGCUCUGCGCCUCCUCCUGCUGACUGCAGUAGAGGCAGGUGUGUGUGUGUGUGUGUGUGCGCUGACCAGUGGACUCCCACAGGAGAGCUGUAAUCUGAAUGUAAGUCCCACCGUCCGCUCCACUCCUGGGGGGUCUGUGUGACCGACGACCUUUGACCUUCUCCACGACUGCGUCUGAUGCGGUUCAAGAAGCACAGCAGGAGUUUGAACUUCACGGCCGACCCGUGGAUCAGGGCGGAACAAACGGAACCAGUGGACACGCCCACUCUGGACUUCCUCUGAACGAUGUCGGCACUGAGCCGCAGCUACAGUCGGACACGGAGCCGCAGCUACAGUCGGACA